AUGGCCCCCGCGUUGCCUGAUUCCAUCCAAUGUGCGGUAAGCACACGCACCAGUAGAUCAGACACGGCCAACGAGACAUUCGACAACGAUUCAGUUGCACGCAUCAGCCGUCACAGAACGAGCCAAAACGCACGAAUUGAAACGAGCUCCAAUGAUGCCAUCUUGAGGCCCAAGCAUGAGGCAUACCUAGGGGCAAGGCAUCGUCUGAGUCUUGUUCUUGCGUACUCCAGAAUUGUGCGAGUCCACUGCGUUUGA
Molecule: messenger RNA, 255 nt
Organism: Akanthomyces muscarius
Lineage: Eukaryota; Fungi; Ascomycota; Sordariomycetes; Hypocreales; Cordycipitaceae
Exons: 4
Coding region: 1-255 (84 amino acids)
Source: RefSeq, a predicted model, not a curated record